This is a messenger RNA of Solea senegalensis (Senegalese sole), 726 nucleotides long. Its product is annotated as coiled-coil domain-containing protein 152-like. The record is from RefSeq and is a predicted model, not a curated record. Bases 1 to 726 code for a protein of 241 amino acids. The transcript has 8 exons. NCBI's taxonomy places the organism in Eukaryota, Metazoa, Chordata, Actinopteri, Pleuronectiformes, Soleidae.
AUGACGUCACGCGGCGUCACUUUGGACACGUUUAUGGAGGAGUUUGCUCAAUUAGAGCAGAAAAUCAUAGAGGUCCAUGGUAAGAGCAACAUGCUGGAGGUGAAGCUGGACGACGCAAACAGACUCGUCAAAUUCUACCUGAGCAAAGAGAAGAGUCUCACUGAAGAGCGAGACGUCCUUCUGUCCACCGUCAACCGGCUUCAGCAGAGUCUGCAGGAGCAGUGCAACCUCAGAGUGGAGAACGAGAGAGUGAAGGAGGACAUGGUCGACCUGAAGAGACGCAGUGACAGAAGAGUGGAGGACAGAGAGGCUGAGGUUCAACGGCUGCUCACUGAAAAGGCCACAGAGACAGACAGACACCAGAGGGCGCUAGAGGCUGUGAGACAGCAGAGCAGGAGGGAGGUGGAGCUCGCUCACAGGGACUGUUUCAGUCAGUUGGAGGCCAAAGACACUGAGCUGAAGAAGCUGCUGCAGGAGAAGAACGUGGAGUUUGGUGCAAAGUUAGCCAGAGUUCAGAGUUCAGCUCAGAUCAACCAGCAGCAGCAUCAGGGCUCCAGUGUGAUGCUUCCACAGAGCGUCUUCAGGAGGAAGCUUCAGUUCAUGCAGGAGGAGAAGAACAGAGAGAUCACGUCUCUGCGUCAGAGAAUCAAAGAGCUGGAAGAGAAGCAGCGAAUCAGCAGCAGCAUCAGCAUCAGUGACAACCGUCUGAAGAGGAGAAAGGUCUAG